CUCUUUUUUUUCUCUUUAAACCCAAAUUCCCAUAUUUUCUCAAUAUCCAAUCCAUUGUUUCUCUCCGUGCGAAGUGCUAUAUAUUCAAAUUUAUAAACCCACAAUUUCCCCAAUCCUUCCAUGUGCAGUCUCCAAGAAACUGAUUCAUUUCAGUAAAAAAGAAUAGAAAAAACUCCAUUAAAUCCUCUCUCUGUUUCUCUGUUUCUUCCUCUCUCUCUGUUUUAUGGUUGUUAUGUUUCACGACAGUCGGUGGACGACCAUGACUCAGUCUUCGACUCAGUGGACUCGGUCGGAGGACAAGCUUUUCGAGGAGGCUUUGGUGGUGGUACCGGCGGACUUGCCUGAUCGGUGGCAAAGGGUCGCCGACCUUGUGCCUGGAAAGUUGCCGAGGGAGGUUAAAGAUCACUAUGAGGCUCUGGUUUAUGACGUCCUGGAAAUUGACUCUGGUCGAGUUGAGUUGCCGAGUUAUUCUGAUGAAUCGGCGGUGGGUUCGCCGGAAUGGGACUCUUCUGGACAGAUCUCUUUUGGAUCCAAGGCUAAGCCUGGUGGGGACAGCGAGAGGAAGAAGGGGACGCCAUGGACCGAAGAAGAACAUAGGCUAUUCCUCCUUGGACUGAAAAAAUUCGGUAAGGGUGAUUGGAGGAGCAUCUCAAGGAACGUAGUGAUCACAAGAACGCCAACUCAAGUAGCUAGCCAUGCUCAGAAAUACUUUCUCCGACAAAACUCCGGGAAGAAAGAAAGGAAACGAUCAAGCAUUCACGACAUCACUACAGUUGACAACAACUCCGCCCCUAUACCUUUCGACCCGAAUUGGAUAUCCCCAGUCCCCAACCCAACCAUUCAAUCAAGUAUGCAGCAGCAGCUAAGCCCCACAGGUCAUUUGCAAGACCAAGGAGGUGCACUCCAAACUUACAGGUUCCCAAUGUAGGGACCGACACAAUAUGGAUAGAAACUACUUAAACAUUAUUGCAAUGUAAAUACACCGACGAAUGUGUAAAGGCGUUGGAACGUACCUGGGGAGGUUUGUUGUUUUGGUUGCCACAGUUUAGGGGAAGCUGAUGAUAUGGAACUUUGAACAGUAGUAGGAUCCUGUUUAUAAGUAAAAUAGAAGAAAGCAAAAGGAUUAGCAAUGUUAGUUACUUAGUUAAUGUAAAAGAAACAAGAAAGGUGUGGGGUUAGGAAAGGAAAACACAGGAUAUGAAUGGAAAAUUCUUUUGUUGGAUUGUGAGUAUUCCUGCAAUCAAAUUUUGGUGCAGGAUGCUUUACUUUCAUUCAUGAGAUGACUGUUUUAUAAACAUUAUUCAGCAGACGACAUCGUUUUAAGUCA
This is a messenger RNA of Cucurbita moschata (crookneck pumpkin), 1327 nucleotides long. RefSeq names its product transcription factor DIVARICATA-like. The transcript has 2 exons. Bases 224 to 928 code for a protein of 234 amino acids. Lineage: Eukaryota; Viridiplantae; Streptophyta; Magnoliopsida; Cucurbitales; Cucurbitaceae. The record is from RefSeq and is a predicted model, not a curated record. Gene Ontology annotation, molecular function: DNA binding.